Papilio machaon (common yellow swallowtail) is the source of this 1838-nucleotide messenger RNA. Its product is annotated as phosphatidylcholine:ceramide cholinephosphotransferase 2. Gene Ontology annotation, cellular component: endoplasmic reticulum membrane; Golgi membrane. Gene Ontology annotation, biological process: sphingomyelin biosynthetic process; ceramide biosynthetic process. Gene Ontology annotation, molecular function: sphingomyelin synthase activity; ceramide cholinephosphotransferase activity. The record is from RefSeq and is a predicted model, not a curated record. The transcript is spliced from 2 exons. Bases 290 to 1708 code for a protein of 472 amino acids. Lineage: Eukaryota; Metazoa; Arthropoda; Insecta; Lepidoptera; Papilionidae.
CGGCCGCCACUGCCAGUGCCGCGCCGUGCCUUCUCCAGUACACCCGUGCCUUACUACCACGCCAACAAAACCGCCUGUUGUUCAUUUUAUACACCUCAAAUAACUAGUGUUAAUUUACUGAUUUUUAUAUUCCAUUCGCAGAACUUAUACCGGUAACAUUUUUGUGAAACGUGAAUGUACCCGUCUCUCGGCCUCGAAAUUUCGCGCGCAAAGUUUUGUUUGUAAACAAACGAGACCGUUGUAAGAACGUGAGGCGAGGCGAGUGUGCCAUGUGUUGUGAGUGAGGAGGAUGGCCAGGUCACCGCGCCGGGGGACUCGCGCCAGCUCCCGCGGCGCCGCCAGGGACGCCCGGGAGGGCCGGGAGAUCGCGCGCCUUCGGACACAGCUAAACGGAAAAGGCUCGAUCCAGACCAAUGGUGAUUGGAUGACGAUCUCGGCCCGCUCUCCAGACAAGGAGCCUUCGCCACCUGAGCAGAUCAACCUUGCCGAGCCGCUGGUAGAGUCAGUGCGUAUCUACCUCGCCCAUGAGCUGCCGCCUAAGCAGCUAGCGCCGACAGGAGCGCCGCCCCCCUCCUGUCAUGCGGACAUAGGCAGCGACACAGCGCGUGAGGACAUCCGAGGGAUCAAUUUCGAGCCCCGGCUGCAGCGCAACGGCAAUGACUUGAACAACAACGCAUCGCGCCGCGCCAUGCCCAGCCAAGCCGAACUGAUGCAGCGCCAACCGCUGCUGGCGCGCGCCGUUAAACCGGACGCGCCGCAACCCGCCACCGACGAUUCCGACCCCGACCAGGAUCACUCGCCACAGCGCAUUCACGCCACAGAUUUCGUCGUCGAGAUUCCGCCGGGCGCCGUCCGCGAGGAACGUUACCCGAAGGAGAUAUGGAAAACGAUAAUCUCCUUCUUUUUCCUUUUUCUCUGUGUCUGCAUUAACAUGAUGUCAUUGUCUCUCGUCCACGAGCGGCUUCCCGAUAGAAAUACCACCGCACCCCUGGGGGACAUCAUCCUCGACAACAUAACCGCGAGGGAUUGGGGCCUGGCCGUGUCGGAGUAUCUUAUCAUGAUAUCGACGACGGUCGCGAUGAUGGUCGUCGUCUUCCACAAGCACCGGUUCAUCGUGGCGCGCCGGAUGUUCUUCAUAAUCGGUCUGCUGUACCUGUACCGCUCGGUCACCAUGUUCGUGACGGUCCUGCCGGUCUCCAGCACGACAUACUACUGCAGCCCUAAGAGUAACAACACAACGCCGCUGCUCGUAAUUAGAAGGAUGUUUUACCUCAUUUCCGGCUUCGGAUUAUCUAUCAACGGGAAGCACACGUACUGUGGGGAUUAUAUAUAUUCGGGGCACACAAUGGUACUAGUGUUGAGUUAUUUAAUAGUAGCAGAAUACUCGCCGAAAAAAUUGUGGCCCGUGCAUUGGGCCAUGUGGGGGUCGGCAAUACUGGGCGUUUCGUUUGUUCUGCUAGCACACGGUCACUACACUGUGGACGUAGUCAUCGCCUACUACGUCACGACGCGGCUGUUCUGGACGUUCCACUCGAUGCUGGUGACGCCGUACCGAAGCGGCGGCGGUUAUAACCAGUACAUGAUUCAACGCGAGUGGUGGUACUGGCUAUUCACGUACCUGGAGAGGAACGUCCGGGGCCCGGUGCCUCGCCGGUACGACUGGCCGCUGCCGUGGCCGCGCACCAAGCUCUUCAGCCGACUUAGCUAGUGACGCGCGCGCGCCGCGCCGCCGCCGGAGCGGGUAUGACCCUCACCUUCUGCGAAUGACGCUUGAGCACCUGCAGCUCCUUGGGGCUGGUGCGCGUGCAGAUCGCCAACGUGAGCGUGUAGUCGAACUG